GUUAAUGUUUGUAAUGUGUGAUGUGGGUAUGUCAUAGUGCGGACUAGAUCUAGUAGUAUGUUGAAUUUGUCUGGGAAUGGGUUCUCGAAAAGCUGGCAGUGAUGGCUCUGUCGCAAACAAAAUUAAUAAAGAUCUAGACAUCUAAUAGUACUAAUACUGUAAAGAACUGACAGCCUGUAGCUACCUAUUAGAAGUACAUUAAGGUUUUCCUGUUGUUUUUUAAAGCUCAAGAUACAAUGUGAAGGUUUAACUCAUAACUAGCAUGGAAGAAGACUGCAAGUUGAGUAAGAAGGGAAAGACUGCUGACGGACCAUGCCGGUUAACUUACCAUUAUUUCCUCAUGUUAAGAUAGAUACAGAUGCUCAAAAGUUAUUGGUUGCUCUUCCUACUCUUGAAUCAAGACUCCCCAACAAGGAACCAGAGAUUCACUAUUUGCGUAGAUUUUUACGUAACAGAAAUCUUCACCUUAUACUUAGGAUUUACCGUCAAUUUAGAUCUCAGCAAGGCAGCAAAAAACCAGCAGCAAAUUUUGCAGUAUCCCAGGCAGCAGAUGUUUUUUGUGAAAUCAGAUACAGAAUAGAAGAUCCAAAGGUACAUGAGCUCUUGGGUAUAUUAUCCAAACCUCAUGUUCAGGCUCUUUUAUUCUGCCAUGAUAAGAUAGCUUGUGAAGAUUAUGAACCGAAAAUUGAUCCUGUGCCUUUUGGUUCUGGAGAAGAUGAAACAAUUAUAAAGAUUGUCAGAUUAAUUAAAAACAACGAACCUUUGGGUGCUACUAUUUAUAUAAAUGAACAUACAGGAUGUGUUGAAAUAGCCAGAAUUUUACAUGGAGGAGCAGCACAUAGAAGCGGACUUCUCAACACUGGGGAUGAAAUACACGAAAUAAAUGGGGAAUCUAUAAAAGGUCUAGAACCUGACCGAAUAGUAGAAAUACUUUCUGAAGUAUCAGGCUCUGUAACACUGAAGCUAGUGCCUUGUAUGAAAACUAAUGUGUGCAGGAAAACAAAGUUAAAAGUUCGAUGCUUAUUUUCUUUUGAUCCUGAAACAGAUGAACAUAUACCAUGUCGAGAAGCUGGACUUAAAUUCAAAAUUGGAGAUAUCCUGGAGAUUGUCAAUGACGAAGAUUCAACAUGGUGGCAAGCUAAAUUUGUGGCAGAUUCAAUGGGUAUAAAUGCUGCAGGCACAAUUUCAAGUGCAAGACUCAUCCCCAGCAAACACUAUCAAGAAAGUGUUGAAAUCAUGAGAAGAGUUCUUUUGAGAGAGGCAAAAAAUCCACCCAGAUCUAUUAGUCCAUGUCGAUACAGUCCCAAGAUUCCUAAGCAAAAGCGUUUGAGGAAGACAAUGUAUCAUAUAGUUCAAAGUGGUGUUUUCUCAGACUUUGAUACAGAUGAGAUUGCAACUUACGAAGAAGUUGAACUAUUUAGCCCUAAACAACCUCUGAAAGUAUUCCGACCUAUUAUAUUUAUAGGUCCUCCUGGUGUUGGAAGAAAUGAAUUAAAACGAAGACUCAGAGCCAGUAAUCCUAAUCACUUUGAAGAAGUGGUUCCAUAUACAAGUCGUGAAAGAAGAGCUCAUGAGGAAGAUGGAAAAGAAUAUAAUUUUCUUAGUCGAGAAGAAAUGGAACAACAAAUAAUUGCCCAGAAAUUUGUUGAAUAUGGUGAGUACAAGGGCAACCUGUAUGGGACUAGUCUAGAAUCCAUCAAGGCUGUAAUACAACGAGGAAAAGUUUGCCUUUUAGCUCCUCAUACUCAGGCACUGAAAUUCAUUCGAACAGCAGAACUCAGACCUUUUAUCAUUUUUAUAAAGGCCCCUAAUUUGGAAAGAAUGAAGUGCACACGUUUGGAGAAACAUGCUAGAGCAACAUCUUCUGAAACAACAUCUCCACUUACACCUGAAGAAUUGCGAGAUAUUGUGGAAAUGUCAUCCAAAAUGGAAGAACGCUACAGCCACUAUUUUGAUUAUACCAUAGUGAAUGAUGAUCUGCACAUGGCAGCCACAGAGUUAAUUACCAUUGCUGGUCAAAUAGAAAAAACUGACCAAUGGGUUCCUGUAGGUUGGGCACUUUGACUAUAUUGCUAAAUAUUUGAAAAAUGUCUCAGGGAAAUUAAUUCAUUAACUUGUCUGCAAUAAUUAUUUAUUUUAUAAGAAGAGUCAUUUAAAUUGGCAGGACGUGUUUCGGUAAACUCUGCAGUAAACAAUGAUAUGCAAGUUAUAUUUAAAUGUAGAUCUAGCCUUCAUAGCUUAUUUUUACUUUGGGUCAUAACAGACUCUGCUCUAGUCAUUUCCACUUAGCUGGGUCUAUCCCCCUAUGUUAUCAUCUUUUGCCUAGUCUACCAAUCUCCUUCAAAUCAUGAGUAGCUUCGCGUGUGUAUUCACUGGUGUGCGUCAUGAAGUCUUCUGAAGAGGAAUCACCAUGACCGAAAUCCUUUUGGCUUUGUUAUGUUUUCUUUUAUGUAGAAUUUUAUUUUUUAAAGUUUGGAGUUACUUGUCUUACACCCAAUCCUCCUCCAUCACUUGAUGGCUGCCUGGUCGUGCGGUUUGCGCGCUGGACUGUCGUUCACAUUUAUCGAUGGUCGAGGGUUCAAACCCUGCCCGCUCCCAUCCCCCGUCGUCCUGCGGGAGGUUUGGACUAGGAAGUAAUUAUCUUCAACUCUGAAGGAACAUCCGAAACAUGUAAAACAUUUUACAUUUUUACUUGAGCAAUGAACCGGCAAAAAAAACUUCCUGAAUGUUGCUUUUUGGCAGAGUUCUAGCCUUUCUAACAUUCCCUUUUCUUUUUACUUACAAAGAUAUGCUUUCAUUCAGCUAUAUCAUAUUUUUGAAGAAAACAAGGUUACAAAGACAGUUGGUGUAGAAACACAAACUCAAAAUCGGCCCCCGAAGUGGUCCACCCAGGCAGGUGAAAAGGCAGGUUUCAAUGAAAUUCUAUCAAAGGCAAAUGACAGAGAAUAAUGGAAAAAGAAGGUUGACAGAUCUUGUGUGAUGCCCCAACGAUCCAGCAGUUGAUUUUCAAAAUUAAAUAUUUCGCUUUCAGAAAAGAUAAAAGUAGCCGUUGCCUCAGAACUUUGAAUGGUCUAAAAUAUUAUGAUGUCAGAUUCUCACUAUCUUUUCUAGUUUACGAGAUCUAAACGGGACGGACAGACAGAUUUGAAAAAAACUAAUAGCAUCUAUUCCCAUUUCGGGGCCGCUAUAAAAGGAAAUAGCAGUUUGCUUCUAUUAAGUGUUUUCAUCGACGAGUUACGCACCAAAAAUAAGUGUUAAUGAGUACUUAAAGAAAGAAAGCUAUUAAGCCUUUGUAUGUCCGCUUUAUAAAAUUGUUUUGGGACAAACUGCAAGAAACAAAACUACUGCAGUUUCGAUCGUUAAUGUGCUUUAGCUGCUCCAGUUACACAGGGUAAAAUGUUCAUGUUUAUUUCAUGAGAUCAAGUAGAAAAAUUAAUGAUGAAUGAGUCAGUCAGUUAAUAAAUUAAUAAACUAAUUGAAAUCAACACUUUGCCUAAAGCAGUUUUAGCCAUUCUAUCAUUCUAUAGAACACCUAGGCAUUAUAUACAAUGCUUAGGCAAAGUAGAAAUUCAAUAAUUCAUUUCAUAUUUUGCCUGACGUUUUAAGGGAUUCUAAAGAAUGCCGGAUUUCUACGCACUUUGCCUAUAUAAAUAUACAGUGCUUUUUGUAAAAAAUUAGGUGCCGGUACUCAGUAAUGGAAUGCCUAACUUUUAACUACUAAUAAAUAAAUAAUAAUCGUUAAAAUACAGGAAAAGUAAUAUUUUUCCCCCAUACUGAUUGCCCUAGAUACCAGGAUGUCAGGGAGAAAUUUUUUAGAACAAACACCUUGAAAACACUAUUCGACAAUGUCGACCCUGGGAAGGUACUGGGCUUUGUCCGGGAGAUGUAGGAUCAUAGCGUAUUAGAAAGCUAAAAGCAUGACAUUGGGCAACACAAAAACAAUUGGUAAAAAUAUUCUGAUCGCACAAAUUUAUUAUUGUGAGUCUCGAUCUAUUACAAAUUUAAUUAUAUGACUGAUCCAAACAAAUUGAUAUACUUAAUAUAAUUUGUUUUUAAAAGAUUUAUUUUUUUUGCGUUUGCACGUCUAUUAAACAGCCUGCAUUUUAAUUUUUAGUUAGUCUAACAUACUAUCUCAUAUCGAAAUAUUUCAAAGGUUUUAAGUAAUAAACAAUGCUUCAAAUUAUCUAAAGUUAAAGAAUUAACAUUUUCUCCACUCACACGUGUGCACGCACGGCUUCAUACAGAUAUCUAGUGCUUUUCAAUACAAAAAUAUCAGUUCGGUUUUAUUAUUUAUUUUUUUUUAAAGUGUCUUAUCAAUGGCAAGUUAGUGUUGGCUCCUUCAGUCGUAGAACGACUAUGGUUCAUCUCGAACACUUUUUCAUGUGACUAUAAACAUCAACUCAGGCGCUGUCAUAAAGGAAAUUAACUGGCAGGAAAGAGACUGUUGGGAAUAUCACAAAAGAAACUCUUGAGAGGCUCAAAAGAGGAUCUUAUCUCAUUGCCUAUGUUGUCGUAAUUCAUACCAAGUAUUAUGCUCCACCUUGAUAUGGAUGCUAGCAAUACAGGGAUCAGUAAUGCUUUAUUACAGAAAAUUGGCCAACAGUGAGAGAGUCGUAGUCUACGAUGUUUGUCAAACGUUGAACAGAACUAUUGUGUGAAAAGACGUGAGCUGUUGGCUGUGAUAGACUCCAUUAAGCAUUUUCACAAAUAUUUUUAUGGACAAAACUUCACUUUGAGAACAGACCACGCAGUCCUUCAAUAGCUAUUUUCCUUCAAGUAUCCGGAGGGUCAAGUAACGAGAUGGUUAGAAAGGUUACAAAGUUAUAAUUUUUUAAAGCAAUUCAGGAAAAGACAAGCAUAUUCGAAUGCAGGCGCUUUGUCACGACGACCAUGUAAGCCGGAGUGUUAACAUUGCACGAAAGCAGAACGGAACACAAGGGCCCAAAAUUGUAGGCGACUGAAGUUAAAUAAACAGAAAAUAGGAUGAUAACAAUUUAAUCCCAAUCUUACAAUGGAAGGAAUUUGGACAACGCCCUAAUUGGCACCAAAUUUAUAGCACGGUAGAGAUCGCUUAGGUUUACCGGUACAAUGAGUCUCUGGUAGAAGAGAACGGCGUUCUAAAACGAAUGUGGGAAUCCAUCGAUCGACACGAAUACAACUAGUUUUACCAAAGGAGAUGCAGAACGGUUCCACAGUUGGUCACUUAGGCAUUAACAAGGCGUUAGAAAAAGACAAAGGUUUUAUUGGUUUCGGUACAAGGAAGACGUAGAAGAUUGGUGCCGGAAAUGCGACCGGUGUGCGGUAACUAAAGGCCCGAAACGUCGAACAAGGAAACCUUAAAACAAUACAACCAGAUGUCACAUUUAAUAGCACUGGACAUAACCAAACCAUUUUUUGAGACUCACAAAGGAAUUAAAUUAUUUUAAUAAAUGGCCUGACGCAUUAUCGAUGCCCUACCAGGAAACCACAAUAGUCGAUAUUUUGGCAGAACAUUAUAUUAACCGGUUUGGUGUCCCUAUGGAACUAGAUUUGAACCAAGAACGCAACUUUGAAUCCAAGCUGUUUCAGUAGCUUUGUAAAAUCUUAAAUGUUGAGAAGACGUGGGGGUAUAGGGUUUUAUUUUUUUUUAAGCCUUUAAGAAGCAUACUUAGUGUAUGUCUAAGUAAAGUAAAGUUCCCCAUUCAGACCUUGUCAUGGUCCUUGUGGUCUAUAGGGCAGAUGAUGUAAUGGUCUGUGUUUCUGUGGCCUACGGUUAACAAGGGUGGCAUGUGGCCAGCACAACGACCAACCGCAUUUACUUUUCCCCAACUAAUGUCAGUUACCCAUUUGAGCUGGGUGGACUCAAAGAUCCCGAAAAAAAAAAUCCUAGGAUUCGAACCCGGUACCCCCGGUUCGGAAGCCAAGCGCUCUACCGCGCAACCACUGCGCCUGCUACUGGUAGGUCUUCAUACAAUUGAUAUAUCUCAUGGUUAUUUUCGGUGGUCUUUGUUAAUGUCCAUGCCUCGCGUGCAUACAUUUCUGCUGGUCAUAUUAUGCUUUUGCAUAUUAUUUUCUUGGUUUUCCUUGAUAUUGUUUUGCUCUUAAAUAAAUGAUGGGUGCUAUAACAUGCUUUGUUUCCUCCUGCGAUUUUUUUCCAUUAUUUUUGUGAGUAGGUCAUUUUUUUAAUCAAUUCUACUUCCUAGAUAUUUGAAAGUUUGGACAUUUUUGAAUUUGUUGUCUUUUAUUUUAAUAUAUUGUUCCUCUGUUUGAUUGUCUCUUGUCAUUAUGAUGUACUUGAUUUUACUGUUAUUGACUUUAAGUCCUGCUGACUUAGAUGCUUCUUCUAGUUAUACAUAAAAUACUGAACCAUAAUCUUAAAAUACAAAAACAAAAUUUAAUAAAAUACUUAGAAAGACACAAAGAUAAAGGCACAUUCCUCGUUCCAUAUGCUAGGACAAAUGUCUACAAAUGCUCCUUCUUCCCUAGCGCUAUUAGAGCAUGGAAUGGGUUGCCUGAACUAGCCAGGAAAACUAGUGACUUGGCAGAAUUUAAAUCAUAGGUUAAUAUGCAUGACUAAAUGCAUGACGCGUAGGGCGUAAUCAUCUUCUUUUUUAAAAUAGCGUCUGUAUUAUAUAAGAUAAGUUUACGUGAAAGCUCUAGCAAUGUCAGAGGCAUGGGCGUAGCCAGGGGAGGGGGGCUCGAAAUGAAAUCCUCCCCCGCAGGGGAGGAUCGGAAUUUAGUGACUGUGUCACGGUUGACCACACACAGUAACCGUGUCGUCGGGGUCGCCAGUUGUGAAGAAACAAGUCCCUUUAAGUAUAAACUGCCUUUUAUUGUGAGGCAUACAAACAUAACAUAUUUACAAGGCUAACAUUAUCUACAGAUAAUCAACUUCCCUAGAUGACUUCCUUCUUCUUGUUUUUAACACACUCGACACUUCUCGCAAGUACCCUAACUCUCCGAUACCCAACACUUGACCGUGUGUCACGGUUGACCACACACAGUAACCGUGUCACAACAGUGACUGAUUUUUUGCUUUGAUUUUGUUUAUUGUAGGUAAGAUUUUAAUACUAAACCAUCACUUGCCCCAGCACAUCCAAGGGGGUUUUGAGUUUAAAACCCCUACCAGGGGGGUUUUGAGUUUAUAACCUCCUAUCUGGGGGUUUUGAGUUUAAAACUCCUACUUAGGGGUUUUGAGUUUAAAACCCCCUUCAGCUGGGUUUGAAGCUAAAAAUACCUCUUCAAUGUGGAAAAUAAAAACAAAUUAUGCACUCAAAACGUUAUGAGCGUAGCAAAAUGGGUUUUGACUCAGUUUUGAGCAAAUUACACACUCUUAAAUUAUUUGAGCGUAGCCAAGCCAAUUGGGGGUCUAGAGUUUAAACCCCUCUUCUACAGAUGGCUUUUUUUUUUAUUUUUAAAACCCUCCAGAUGGUUUUGAGUUUAAAAUCCCCCUACAGAGCGUUUUGAGGUGGAAAACCUCUAUCUUCAAUAUUAUUCUAAAGCAAACUACAGUUACCAAGUUCUAUGACCGUAGCUAAAUGGGGUUUUGAAUUUAAAAAAAAACAAAUCCAGAGAUUUUUUAGUUUAUAACCCCCAACAGAUGAUUUUGACGAUAAAACUUCCUUUUUCGAUAUAAAAUCUAAAGCAAACUACAGUCACCUAAUUUCAAAAGCGUAUUCAAUAGAGGUUCCAUAUGUGCUAGAUUCGCCUCAAACCAGUCUACAUUUUUGUAUUUUUGAGGCCCAAAGGAGGUGAUUGCCGAACUGUAGAUUACAUCUCUUAAUUUCUCCCAUCUGAUAAAGAUGUCUUCUUCAUCACUUAACGAGGAUAUUGAACUGUUUAGGAGCUCGCCAAAGAGUGCAGACUUCUCUGGGUCACCUACAUCUUUGACGUUAAUUCGCCUAGUUCUAGGUUGAGUGGAAGUAUAAGCCAUCUUGAGAAGUAGUUAGAUCUUGCUUAGCACUACUGAAUGGUCUGAGUUGCAGGCCGCACUAUGGUAUGAGCGGUUGUGUAUAACACUUUUCAGAUCCAUCCUUCGGGUGAUGCAGAGGUCAAGCUGGUCAUGGCAGGAAAAAAAGCUGAAUGUCUUCCACCUUCGAUGCCUAAGGCGGAUCUUUAAAAUAAGGUGGCAAGAUAAGAUAACCAAUGUGGAAGUGCUACGAAAAGUAGAGUGCCAGGACAUCCGCUCUGUUAUUAGCAGCAGACGCCUUGGCUGGCAUGGCCACGUUCGUAGAAUGCCAGUAGGUCGAAUCCACAGAACAUUCUGUAUAGCGAUCUAAUAGAAGGCAGGAGAGCCGCUUGUCGACCACUUUUACGUUAUACCGAUGAAUGCAAACGCGACAUGAAGCUCUUCAAAAUCGACACUAGCAGCUGGGAAGAGGUGGCACUGGAUAGAUCCACAUGGAGAGAGAGCAUAAAGGAAGGGAUUGCAGAUGUCAUACACAACAGAAGCAGAAAGAAGGGUGAAAAUGCAACGGCGCCUGGUGAUUACAUAUGCCCAACCUGCGAUCGCAGCUGUGUAUUAAGGAUUGACCUCUUUAGUCACACAAUUAGUUGCAAAGGGAAAAGAUCGUCUCUCGAGACGUAAAAUGCCACAGAUUCAAGAGAGGUUACACAUUUCUACCAGUGGCGGGGCUCCAUUAAUAAAGUGCAAUGAAUAGUCAUCUUCCGAAAUUGAAAAACACUAAAUGUGGCUCAACAAAUAUGGCUAAGACGCAUUUUAGGAGUCAGUUAUAAAGAUCGGGUCUAAAUCAAGGAAAUCCUAUGCCGAAGUGGGAGUCGACCCCUUCGUAAGGUUGUGACAGAGCGUCGCAUGAGGUUUGCGGGACAUGUUCUCCGACAAAAUGAAUUUCGCAUAAUAAGAGUUGCGAUGACAUCCUAAGACAACUUGGCGCCACUUUUUCAUGGAAGUCCUCAGAGCAGGUGGCAAGAGGCUUCAGACAUUGCCAGUAACAGAUUUUUGUGGAAACAGCUUGCCAGCAAAUGCGCCGAACGGCGCGGGAGCGUCUAAGUUAGUAAGAAUAGCACAUUAGGUUUUUGAAAUAAAACUUUUUAAUAGCAGGAAAAUGAACAGUAGAUACCGGUACCUCAGAAUAUGCAUUUUGUUGGAAUUCAAUACCAGAAAUAGUGUUUGGCGGCGGGGCUCCGCCCCGCGCUGAGGUAGAUCCUAGCUUUCCCCCACUAACUACAGAAAGAACCUUUUCUAGGUCACAAUAAACGUCUUCUGAAAGAAUGAAGGGUCAAAAUGUAAUAAAGAUUAUGUACACACACACAUACAUACAUCUAAAAAAAAAUUUCGCGGGAGGGGCGGAAAAAAAUCCCCCAACCCCCCCCCCCCUCCCCGAAAAUAAAUCCUGGCUACGCCUAUGGUCAGAGGUAUCUUUAUCCAAUAAGGCAAUGUCAUCAGCAUAAGCAAGGUAUUGUAGAUGUUGAUUGUAUAUCGUCCCUGUUGGUUGUGGACCCAUGUGUUCUUUCCUGAAGUAAUUAGUAAUAGUUCCCUUUGUGUGUUUAUGUGUAUAUUUCUUAUAACUCCAGUGUCAAAUUGAAAAGAAAGUGAGUCACCAUAUCUUAAUAUUCUUUUAAUCCUAAAUUCCCGUUAGUGUUCUUCUUUUUUAUAUGGCUUUACGUUUUGAGUUGUUUAAUGUCAUAUGUUUAAGUCUUGUGAGUUUGUUAGGUAUUCCAAAACCCUGUAGAGUGUCAUAUAGAUAUUUCCUUUUGAUUCUGUCAUAAACCAUUUUAUAAUUUAUCGAGAGUGGCAGGAUCGGUGGGAGGCUGAGACCCACAAUAAACUCAGGCAGAUUGUGUAGGUGUCGGCCCACAUCUAAGGGUCUGAUAAGGCGAGGAAACACGACUAUGUCCAGACUUAGGAUUGGCCACACCUACAUCACGCACUCCUUUGUGCUGGAGAGAGAGGAGUACUUUAUGAGUACUGUGACUUUUGUCUCACCGUGGAACAUAUCCUCAUUGAUUGCCCCAGAUACCAGGAUAUUAGGUGGAAAUUUUUUAGAGCGCACAACUAAAAAACACUGUUCAAUAAUGUCGACCCUGGGAAGGUACCGGGCUUUGUUCUGGAGGUGGGGUUGUCUGCGAAGAUUUGAUUUAUGAAAUUAGAUAGACAAGGCAGAUGUUCCAGUUAAGUCCUCGACACGCUCCAUCAGUCGCUCAAAGGUUGCCGGAGCAUAGCAGAGCCCAAAAGGCAUUACAGUAAAUUGCCAGAGACCGUUUCCUGCAUAGAACGCCGUUUUCUCUCUAUCUUCGGGAUGCAUUCCAACUUGCCAAUACCUGCUUUUUAAAUCGAGAGUAGAGAAUAUCUGUGCUCCUGUAAGUGUAUCAAAUGUGUCGUCGAUUCUAGGUAGAGGAUAACUGUCCUUAUGGGUGACCUCGUUCAACGGUCUAUAAUCUACACAGAAUCGCAUAGAACCGUCUUUUUUUUCACUAAGACUAUAGGUGAGCUCCAAGGACUAUUUGAGGGCUCAAUGACUCCCUGUUGUCUCAUGCAUUCUAUCAUGUCCAUGGCUUCUUGUUGUUUUGCCAGUGGAAGACGACGUGGUGGAUGUCGAAUUGGUCUGGUGCUUCCUGUGUCGAUACGAUGUUGAACCAGAAUCGUCCGCCCAAAAUCUGUCUCAUCAGUCGGAAAAAUAUCACUAAACUCACAAAUCAAUUUUUCGGCACUGGCAUAUUGUUCAUCCGAUAAAUUCGUCUUAAUCUUCCCCAAGAGCCCUGUAAUAUGCGGGUGGGCUGGUGCAGUGCUGUCCCUGAUGAGGUUAUCAUCGCUGCAAUUUUGUAUCAGGUCGACCGUAUAGCAAUAGCUAUGAUGCUGUCUUUUCUUAGUUUUUUUUCACCCAAGCUAAGGUUCAUAACUCUAACAGGUACUUUCUGAUCUCUAUCGAUCAUGACCAACGUCUUACCUACGGCAAAUUCACUGUAGUUAUCUUCCUUGCCCUCGACCAGUGCCGUUUUAAUUUUUGUAUGACCAGGCUCCAAUUUUCCCCAAAUAAUCAAUUCAGACUGUGCAAGCAAGCUCGUAUCUUCCGUCAACAUGAUUUUUCUGAUUCGAUCAUUCUCUUCCUCAUCCUCAUCAUUUAGUAAAGGAAUCUCUACGUUCCCACAUAUCAAAGCUCCUCCUCCAAUGUCAAUAGAAAACCCGAAUUUCUGCAUAAAGUCGAGUCCUAUAAUGCAGUCUUCGGUUAUAUUGGCGAUUAGGAAUUCAUGAAUGAAUAACUGAUUUCCGAGCUCGAAUUGAACACUCGUCAAUCCUUGUAUAGGCAUCAACUCACCACUGGCGGUUUUUAAGGAAUAUGAGUUCACUUUGGUUAUAAUGUUUUUGUUCACGACCUCCGGCCGAAUGACUGAUCGAGAAGCACCAUUGUCCAGUAGAAAACGAUAAUUUUCAGCACCGAUUUAGUCUUCUACCUUUAAACUCUUAUUCUGCCCCAGCACGUCGACUGGGAUGACGGUUGCGGGGGCUCUUAUUCUCUGUGUCGCCGGAUUCCGCCCCUUGAAGCCGGCGCGUGUUAGUUUCCCUGGUAGCCCCGGGAACCAGUUCGAGUAUUAAUUUCUGAUCUUUGAUGGGUUCCGGUUUGUCGAGAUCUUCCAGUGCAGCUUCUCUGAAUAUGGCCAAGUUCACCACAAUUCCAACAUCGUACAGGGGCCCUGGGUUGAUUUUCUAGUAUCCGGGUUGUUCGCCUUUCGUCCAGUGCCUCUGUCACCCUUCUGACAAGUUGUGCGAAUUCUUCCUACUUGACGUCCAGCCUUCGGCCCUGGUGAGUGCCCCCAGAUGCGUCUUUGGCAGCCUCGUAUGACAGAGCGUAAACUAGGGCUUCGCUUGCCCUGCGUUUACCACUAACUCUUGUGGCUUUCUUCAACUCAGGGUCUCGAAGCGCAUCAAUGAAAGCGUCUGUGAUGAUGACCUCCAAGAAAUAUUGUGCGCGGUUGGGUAGGCCAAAUGUGCGAGGCGUUCGAUGUCUGUCUCUAGUUCCUGUAGUGUUUCAUCGGGGCGCUGUUGUCGGGUUUUCAGUUGUACUCGAUAGACUUCUUGCAAAUGUUCAUCCCCGUAUCGGAGUUCCAUAGCUUGGACAAGAGCGGCGAAAUCCUGCUGGUUCGGUGGAGACUGAAGCAAUUCAGAGGCUUUUCCUCUUAGAGAUAACACAAGGGCGGUGGCUUUCUCUUCCUCACUGUUCCAUUUGUUAACUUUUGCCGCUGCGUCAAAUUGCUUCUUAUACACGGACCAGGAAACGGAACCAUCAAAUACGGGGGCCUUCAUUUUCUCGGAGACUUCAUGUACAAAUGACGUCAUAUCGGCAUCUGGUACAUUUCUGUGCUUGCAUUGAGCUUGUAUCUUCAUUUCAUCGAUGACCUUCUCCACUGCGUCUACCCUCUGCUUCAUCUGUUUGUCCGUGUUGGUGAUUCUCUCCUCCACAGCUUGCACGCGUUGGUUCAUAGCCAAUAACUCGGUUUUGAUUCCCGAUUCCAUGAGAUCUAUCUUGGUGUCCACGACAUCUAGCUUGUCAUUGGUGUUUCCUAGCCCUGAGUUUAACUGUUCUCGCAUAGAACCAAUAUUUUCGAGCACAGCUGCCAUCUGUUGUUGCAUAAAUUCCAUAUCUGGUUCAACUUCAAAAAGAUAGGUGUCCGGAUCUGCUUCUUCCUCCAUCAAACCCUCCCGUAGGCGUGCCUGUAGGGUUUCCUUAUUUCCAAUUGUCUUCAGACCUCGGUCACGGAGUUCCCGCUUCAGUUACUUCAUAAGGAGUUUGUUUAGCGUUUUCGUGGUAACCAUUAUAAAUCCCACUUCUGACACCAAUUGCUAUAAAUUUCCAGGAAAACACUCAACAGGUUAAUGAUAACAUAGAUAAGGAUUUAAUUAUUAAAUAAAUAACACACAAAAACCACAGAAUGUCAAUUUGUUCUAGAUCUAAUUCGAUUUAACGAAAUAAGCCGGCAUUCACUAUCAUGUCUCCAUUUCCUUUCCUCUCUUGUUCCACGCUCGUGUGGAACAGUGCCUAGUGCGCACCAUGUAUCUCAGUGCGGAAAUAGAGUUACAACAAUAUUUACAACGGAUUUUUAUUAAAUUAAUAAAUUUUAAGUUUUUACAAUCUUAACUGUGAAUAGACCUUGCUUUUAAUGACCUAACUGUAUAAAAUUUAGCUCAUGUGGUAUGAAGGGAGAGUAACCCCUAAAGGAGCACGACAUGGCCUAAAUUGUGCCGAUGUGCCAAAAACUCUAACUCAAACUUAUAAUCAUUAUACAGUUGGUACAUCUAACAUAUUUGUUCUGUGACAAUUAAAAGAAAAAUACAAAGAGCAGAACCAAAACCUAUACGCUGCCUUUGUGGAUCUCACCAAGGCUUUCGACACAGUCAGUCGCAAUGGUUUGUGGAGGAUUUAGGCCAGACUCGGAUGACCAUCUUACGUUCCUAUUUAUUCUUAAGCAGUUUCAUCUGGGACAAAAAGGCCACAUUAGGCACAACGGUGACCUGUCUGAUCUCUUACCAAUAGAAAAUGGCGUGAAGCAGGGAUGUGUACUUGCUCCUAUUCUUUUCGCUAUCUUCUUCGGCGUUAUGCUAGGUCUACUAUCCCAUAUAAAACAACAGAUUUGUAUUGAAUUAACACAUUUUUAAUAUCUUAACUGUAAAUGGACCUUGUCUUUAGUCACUUGGCUGUGUGAGACAUAGCUCUUGAGAUAUAAAGGGAGAAUGACCCUUGAGGGAUUAUGGGCGUGACAUGGCCUAAAUUGUGCCGAUGUGCCAAAAAUCCAAAAUAUCAAAUGAUCUCAAGAUCGCGGUCAACGAAUUUGCAUACGCUGCCGCCUCUUUCGGUUUAUCUAUUAACCUGGGAAUUGUUAUUGACGGCGUGGCUCCGCCCCGGACCCCGCUGGGAAAGCUCACAGCGCUCCCCCAUACCCCACUAUCUGCCAAGGGCGGGGGUGUCUACAGCCUUUCCACUAUCUCCUGGAAGAACCUAUACUAGAGUACAAUAAACGUCCUCCGAAAGAAUGAAGCGUCGUAAUGUAAUAAAGAUUUAUUACGUACACACACACAUAAAAAUUAACUCCAUAGUCACGUCAGUUCCCGACAGAAAGAGGCCAUAGAAAGCUGACCUUUAAUAAGAAUGGUAUUUUGUACAAACAGUUUGCUUUAAAUUUAGAAAAAUAUUUCGAAUUAUUGAUCAUGAAUGCUGUAUUGGCCUUCUGCUAGAGUUUGGUUGUAAAAUGUUUUACAUGUUUCGGAUGUUCCUUCAGAGUUGAAGAUAGUUUAUUUCCUAGUCCAAACCUCCCACAGCACGACGGGGAAUGGGAGCGGCAUAGUUUGAACCCGGACCAUGGAAAAAUCAAAACAACAGUCCAGCGCGCAAACCGUACGACCAGGCAGCCUCUUGAAGCCAUUGAAUAUUCCUAUCUUCUUAUGCUAGGUUUAUAUUUAGAUCUCAAACUAAAAAUAUGCUAUUUUACUCUAAUCUGUCUGUGGCAUUUUACGUCUCGAGAGACGAUCUUUUCCCUUUGCAAUUUCUUGUGUGACUCUAAUCUGUAGCCCAUACUAAAAUGGUGCAAUGGUAACUCUUGGUUGUUGUUUUUUUUUUAAAUUAUUAUAUUUAGAUUUUUGGCACAUGGAGCACUUUAGGCGUGCCCUAACCCUUUCAAGGGUUAUGUUUCUUUACUCGGUUAAGAAGACAUUAAAAAUGAUAUAUUUUACAAUACAAUACUUAUAAUUGACAAUAUAAGUAUUAAAAUCAGUAAAUUGUUUGAAGAUACACAUAGGCCAUUUUUAGCGGCCCCCCGAAAGGGAAUAGACGCUACCGUUAUUAGUUUUGUGUGGUCUGUCUGUCCGUCUGUCCCGUUUAGAUCUCAGAAACUGGAAGAGAAAAUGAAAAUCGGACAUUAUGAUAUUUUAGAUGCAACGGCUUUUACGAAAGUGAACCAUUUAAUUUUAAAAUUUUAUGCAAGCAGAUUUAAAAAAAAAAUACACCACUUUUAAAUGAAAAACUUCAGGGAAGGUAAGUUUUUUAAAAAGGUCACAGAGUUCUUCUUUAAUAAAUUAAGCUUCAUUCAUAGAUUCGCGCAUUGGUACAAAACAUUGGCACCUAAGUUCACAAUGCAAAAGUAUCAAUGGAUUAUUAUAAAAUAUAUUUUCCAUUUAUUAACUAACUCAUGGGAUGAAAUACUGAUUGAAAUGGUCUUUUUAAAAAAAAAAAUUGAUACGAACUUGUUUGUUAUACACCUCCGUGCUGUGUCUUGUGUAGAUUAGUCUAAACGGAGGUAACACUCAAAUCAGCAAACCAAUUAACACAUGUGAAAAGCCAACAAUAUAAAGGUACUCGACGCUGAUCUACGUUGUCCAACAAGAAGUUUAAUACGUUAUAAAAACAACCGUCGAUAAAUAUCUACCGGUACUUCAGAAACUAAAGCUGUCCUCCCUCUAAAGCUGCCAAAAGUAUUGUACUUUUUAAAUCCUAGUCUUCGUUUUAAUAAUCACAUCACUGUCUCUAAGCAAAAUUUCCUUUUUUAUAAAACAAAUAACUUUUCACGCCAAAUUACUAAUUGUGCCAUAACAUCUUUCAACUUGGGUAUCUUUGAUACCCAGAAUAUGUUUAUUUUUCUAAAUUAAAUAUGUGUUCACAGCUAAUUAAGACCUUUGGAAAGAAUGUACUUUUGGUUUUAAAAACAAAGUAUACUAAUUGUAUCCUUAGACUAGACAUUCAGACCACUUAAACUAAAAAAGGGUAGUAAUCGAUGGCUUCAGUGUCGGAGGGGGGCGUAUUUUGUGGAGAAACUACAAAAUAAGCAUUGCUAUCUUGUUUUAUAGGAUAUACCAAAAACUUUUUUUUAGAAGAAAACUUGAAUCUAACGUUAUAAUAAAACUGUCAAUUUUUUCAGGUCAAACAAUCAUUCUGUUGACAUCUUUUGCAUGAGCCAACCAGGCCUGCCAUAAAAUGUCUGCUUAACUUUAAGAUAAUCUUAUGAUGAUCACGCCAAAUUGAGAUGUACUAAAACUAUAUAAGUUUCGAUUCGUUCUCAAAGUUCAGUAAACGGCUGUGCAGUUUGGCUUACUUUAUUUGAUCUGUUUUAUUUAUUUUUAUUAUCUUGAAUGAUGAGCUUUAGGCAGGCGAAUGCACUUAAGCAUCCAUAAAGACAUUUUUUUUUUACAAACUCUCUUUAUAAUCACAAGUAAAAAGUUGAGAAGCACAGUUCUAAAUUUUAUUUUACGACUAUAUAUAUUUGUAAAAUACCACUGAUUGACUCAUUGAUCACGAGAUCCCGCAUCAAAUUUCGUACACAGGUUCUUUUUACCUUCUAGUUGCUCACUAAGAACGGUUUUUGACAGAUUCGCAACCUGACGACCUUUAUUCGCGAAAAACCGCAAGCUCUAUCAGCCCUUUGUAUUUCCCCAAAAGGCCGUUUAUUUUUAAUAUGCCUUACAUCAUUUUCACUUCCUUUUAGACGCGGUCUAAAUAAAAACAAAAUCAAUCCUAAUAGCAGUGGCGUCAAUGGGGAGGGUGACACCCGAAUAGAAUUUUUUUUUAUAUUGGCAAAAACUAGAAAAUAAAAACCCGAAUGAAAAAAUUGAAUAUUGGCAAAAACUUGCAAAUUCAAAAAGUAAAUCUCUAGAUAUAUACACAAAUAUGCCUAGGGAUAUCUACUGUACUAUUUAGAUCUAUAUAUUUUUAAGGCCCUAUCUAUAUAUAUAAUUCUCCUCUUCCCUCAAGAGUUUGGACGCGAAGAAGAAGUAAAGGAAAGAUCACUCUCUUAUUUCUGCGGAUAGUCACCCCACGAAAAAAAACAAGAGGGGGGGGGGGAGAACAAGUGGGUAUUCACACGUCGAUACGGAUGGUUGCACGCUGGACUGUCAAACCCUCCCCGCUCCCAUCCCCCUUCGUCCUGCGGGAGGUUUGGACUAGGAAGUAAACUACUGUAUCGUCAACUCUGAAAGAACAUCCGAAACAUGUAAAACAUUUUACAAGCAAACAUUUUACAAACACUAAAUAGCAGCGCCGGACCAAGAAGUCAUGGAAGAGAACAAGUAAUCUAUUAUGCAUAAAUAUACAGGUCACUAAAUAGCAGGGCGGACUUAACAAUUGUGCGGCCUUAUGCGAAAUGGAUUUCGCGGGGCCAAGUUUGGGUAGGGAAGCGGAUAAUAAGUGAAAUUUAAGAGUUUGUAUUAGAAAAUAAAUUCGUCUAUGCAUCGUAUUCAUUCUUUAAUACGUACAGAAUUACUUUACGAGCCUUGCGUGUAGCAAAGUCAUACAGUAUAUCAUAAUAAUUCUGUUUCCUACAUAGAUCACGCUCAAUAGCAAGAAUAACCAAAUGUUUCAAUCUAUCUUUGAGAAUUGUUGACCUCAAGUAAUUCUUCAUUAGUUUGAGGCGCGAUAUUACCAGAUUGUACAAUUACGGCUAAUGCAUAAUGUUGUUUUUAUUUAACGCUCGUAGGAUUGGCGUUUUUUUCCAUAUUGAAUGACACUCCAAAAUGACAAUUUUUGUCAUAUAUUUUCGUAUAUUUUAAGGACUUUUUCGUAUAUUUUGCAAUUUCCGGAGAUUUCCAGGAGCUUCUGGUAAAUCGACAGAAGGGCGCGGGAAAUCUGUUUUAAGUUAUAAAAUGGUUUAAUUUAAUAAUGUUGUAACUCUAGGUUAGGCACUCAACGAAUAGGCAUGCAACUCAACACAGUUUAACAGGAAAUAAUAGUUGUGUUUAUUCACUAGGGUAAACACAUAACAUGAUGAUUCAUCCUUCAGCUUCCUCAGAGUCUCACUACUAAGUAUACCAGUCCUUUGCUACUUAACCCGAAUGUGGACCAACGACGGCCUUCCCCGCUUCGCUCCAGGUCCCUACUACAACCUUCAGGCAGCACCAAAAGCUGGCUUCUUCUUAGUUUCCCAAACAUUCAGACUCUUCACAAUCCCUGAUGCACUGUUAUUAUCUCCGUUCUAGUCUCUUCCUGUUUACGUUCACUAGUGCGCUAGUGCGCACCUCAAGCACUGGUGCAAGGCAGGGUUACAACAAUAAUUUAUACACCUUGAAUUAGCACGCGCCCUAUGAAAGUGCGAGUCCUAUGAAAGUGCGGUGCCCACUGCGAUCACAUAGUUUGCAGUGGCUUAAGGCCGGUCCUGCAAAAUAGCGGCGCAUGCUACGCCACCGGUCGACUAGUUGUAUAUAUUUUGUUCUAUUUGGUACAAAUGUCCAAAAAUUACGUAAUGUAAUGGUACACUUUUUUUUAAGAACAAAAAUUGGUCGUAUUGGUAUUGUAGUUAUUUUAUAUUUUAGCAUUAAUUAGACGAAAGCGACAUUACUACCAAAACUUAAAGAAAAAUGAAAUUAUUAAUUAAGUGACUUCGUUUUAUCAUCCAAGUAAAGCUUUUCUACAUUAGAAGACAGAUCGAUUUAAAAGGUUCUUUUAUAGAAAACAUUUUAAUGCCUCUCCAACGGUGUGAUUCUAGCCCGUUUUUUAACCAAUUUCUCCCGACUUACGCAUCAUCAUACUAUUGAUGUCAAUCAAAACAAGAACGGAGCGGUACAAAAACUCGUUCGUACCUCACUCGGUCAGACUAUCACCGCCACUCAUUGAUCAGGGAACAUGAAAUGCACCAAGAUAUGAAUAUACUCUUUAAAUUGUGUCUGUUGUAUUUAUGUGUAUUUUUCUGUUGUGUUGUCUUUAUAUGAGAAAAGAGUCCUUGUAAUCACAACAAAUUUCCGUAAGGAUCAAUAAAGCAGUCUUAAUCUUAGUCUUGAUAAAGAUCUUUAUUAUGCAUACCAUUUUUUGUGUGAGGCGUCAGUAAAAAAAAUCCUUUAAAACUAAAAAGUUUGCAGCAAGGAUUCUUUCUUAUUACAAAGAUUAUCUUAAGACAUACUUGCACACAACUUAAAAACACUGUUCGAUAGUGUCGACCCUGGGAAGGUUCUGGGCUUUGUCCGGGAGGAGGGGUUGUCUACGAAAAUUUGAUUUGUGAAAUUGUGAACAUGUAAUAUUUACAAAAGAGUUUUACUAAAUUAUUAAAUUUUUAUUAACUUUACUAUUUUAACUGUGAAUAGACCUUGCUUUUAAUGAUUUAAUUGUAUGGAAUUUAGCUCUGGUGAUAUGAAGGGAAAGUACUCCAUGAAGGAUUACGGGCACGACAUGGCCUAAAUUGUGCCGAUGUUCCAAAAACUCAAAACUCAUGUACUAAUGUAAAAAGUGCGCUUUAAUUCCAAGACAAUAAUUUAUGAUCGGAAAAUACUGCUGUAACUUAGCCAAAAAACUUCAACGAAAGGAUUAUAAAAUAGAACGUUUAAUCAUCAAUAAGAAACUAGAUCUAGAGCAAAACUAAUCACAUCUCAAGCGUUCUUGUUUUCUUCUCCUCUCUGUUUCUCCAUCGUGUCCCAUGGUGCAUAAUAUCGUGCCAAAUGACAGUGCGCAAUGUACAGUAACAAUACUUUAUUAUCGGAACGUCCCAUUCCAUUAUAAUUUAACAUUUACAUGGGCUCUGCUUACUGCGGGAAAACGAUCGACGGAACUAAAGGCGCUUCAACAGAUUACCUAGCUGGAUGGAUAUCGAACCUGAUGUGUUUCUUAUACUAUCUCCAGAAAUAACUUUUUCGGUUAUACAAAACAGUUUAAAAUUAUCUACGUAAAAAAAAAAAGAAAAACCUAAAGUUUAGCGAGCAGGGGUGCCAACUGUAAAAGUUUGAGAAACACUGCCUCGAAUGUCUCUCACACUUCAGGUACGGCAAGUUCACGUCUUCUUAAUUGAAUUUUACUUAACCGCACCAUAGUGACGCCACUGCCUAAUAGCAUUAAUAAGAUAGAUCUAGUCUUUUUCUUUUUUUUUUUUCUUUUUUUGUCGAGAGACAAAGAGAGAGCAAUUAAUGGUACUUUGUAACACUGUCAAAAAAAAAUACGAUGAACAGGUUCCAGACAGCGAAAAGAAAUAAAAAACAAGGUUACAAAAGACAGUUUGUGUGGAAACACAAACUCAAAAUCGGCCCCCGAAGUAAAAUGUUUUACAUAAUUCGGAUAAUCCUUCAGAGUCCAAACCUCCCGCAGGACGACGGGGGAUGGGAGCAGGCAGGGUUUGAACCUUCGAUCGUCGAUAAAUUCAAACGACAGUCCAGCGCGCAAACCGCACGACCAGUGGUCCACCCAGGUAGGCUUCAAUAUUUUCAGAAAGAACAUCCGAAUGAAAUUAUAUCAAAGACAAAUGAGAGAUAAGAAUGGAGAAAGAAGGUUAACAGAUCUUGUGUAGUGCCCCAACCGUCCCGCAGAUCAAAGGAUACGUGAAAGUGAAUGUAAAGUUAGAUGUGAACCUGGCCUAACUAGUUUGUGGUCUAUAGGGCAGAUGAUGUAAAGUUCAUCUGUCGUUGUGGCCUACGGUUAACGAGGGUGUCAUGUAGCCAGCACAACGACCAACCGCCUUUGCUUUUCCCCAACUAAUGUCAGGUACCCAUUAGAGCUGGGUAGACUCAGAAGUUGAAAAUCCCAGUCUUCACCAGGAUUCGAACCCGGGACCCUCGGUUCGAACUAAAUAAGUUAAUUUCUUUGAAAAGGCUCAAUCUCAUUUUCGAAUUCUCAAAAAAAAAAAAAAAAAAAAAUUUCCGCUAUAUAAAAAAAUGUUCACGAAAAUGAUGUUUAUAAGAUUACUAUUCGUCUUAAAUUAGGUGUAACAUAUAAUGCAUACUAAUUAGCUUUUUCUUAUAAAAAACUUCUUGCAUAAUUGAUUUUUAAAAAUUAGAAUUUUCGCUUUCAGGAAAAAAAAAGUAGCCGUUGCAUCAGAACUUUGAAUGGUCUAAAAUAUUGUGAAGUCGGAUUUUCAAUAUCUCUUCUAGUUUACGAGAUCUAAACGGGACGGACGGACAGACAUUUCGCACAAAACUAAUAGCGUCUUUUCCCCUUUCGGGAGCCGCUAAAAAUAGAGAUCGGGCCGUAAAAUUUCAUUGCAACAGAUAUGUACACUAAUUCACUGGCUAAAAAUUAUGUUAGGUUGAAAUUAUUAUGUGGCCCGCUUAUUAUAAUUCAAAAAAAAAAAAAAAUAGGGGUGUUCCGUCCAUUAUUAUCAAGAUUAAAUUACAUUAGAUUUAAAAAGCAGAUUCUUUUUUUUUUUUUUUUUGCAACCUAAGAAUGUGUUGUUUUUUCUUUGAAGUAAUUCAUAUGGAUUUGCAGAUCCAGCUUUGUAUUAUUUUCUUACAUCCAUUCUCUCUAGAAAGUAGCUUGUUCAACUCCAGGGCUCGACUCUAUUUUCAUCUAUGGCUACCAGUAGCUAGAACAGAAAUUACUUCAACUCUCUAGCCAAUAAUCUGCUGAGCAAAAUUAUUAUUUAAUACUUAAAUCUAAAGCCUAUAUUUGUUAACUUAAUUAAUUGUGCUAUGUAAAAUCUAAUUUAGAGAAAAAAAAAAUACAUUAGCUAAAGUUAGUUUUGACUUUAAGUAAUUACAAAGCUCUCUCUGUUUGUCUGUCCGUCUGGUAAAAGUUUGUGAACGUUUUUUCUCCCACACUCAUUCUCAGGUCAAGUUGAAACUUUGCACAAUUUUAUUCAUUGGCAUGAAUCAAUUUUAAAAAUUAACCAAUUAUUCAAUUCAUUACUGGUAAUUAAUUUUUUAUUUGAUACCAACAAGUACCUAAUUAGUCAAUUAAGUAUUUGUAAUUAAUUAUUUUGUUUAAUAUCAAAUAAUGGAAAUAACUUAUACAUUAUUGAGAGAUAUAAUAGUAAGUGCAGAAAUCAUUCCAUUUGAUAAGCUUUGUUUUUUAAAAAAGGAUUUUUUUUAAUUUAGCUUGUUUUAGAAAUUAUAAAACACAUCUUAAAAAGAGUUAGUAGUGUUGUUUCCUAGCAGCAAACACAUUGCAAUGUAAUUAAUACUUGAUAGGUUAUGUCCCUAUCUUGGCAGCAAUGAUAUAUUGUACAUCUUUUAAAUUACACCAUUUUAUGCUGUAUCUUUUUAUUUUCAAUCAAAUGUUCUAAGCACUGCAAUCAAAUUUCUUUAUUUUUUGGUUUAUUAUUAUUAUAAAGGGGCCGCGGUGGCUAAUUGGUUAAGCGCUCGGCUUCUAAACCUUGGGUCCUGGGUUCCAAUCUCGUUGAAGACUGGGAUUUUGAAUUUCGGGAUGUUUAGGGAGCCCCUGAGUCCACCCAACAUGACAUUAGUUGGGAAAGUAAAGGCAGUUGGUUGUUGUGCUGGCCACAUGACACCCUGCUUGUUAACCGUUGGCCUCAGAAACAGAUGACCUUAACAUCACUUGCCCCAUAGAUCGCAAGGUCUGAAAGGGGAAACUUUAUUUGCUUUUUUUAUUAUUAUAAAGUGAUUUUUUAAAAAGAUUUAUAUAUAUAUAUAUAUAUAUAUAUAUAUAUAUAUAUAUAUAUAUAUAUAUAUAUAUAUAUAUAUAUAUAACAUACUGUAUUCUAUUUUAAGAAAUGUCAUUUCAUAUCCUGAUCAUUUUGUAACAGGCCAUACACUUGAUGUUUUUUUUUUGUUUGUUUUUUACAGUGGUCAUUAUGUAAUUUAAAUUUUUUGAUCAACUUAAAUUCAUGAUUUAUUUAGUAAUCUAUACUUAUCAAAUCAUCUAUCUUUAUAGCUUUACUCUUCUUUCCACACUUAAAGGUUCCUGAAAAGGAAAAGUGGCUAUUAGUUUUGUGAAGUCUGUCAGUCAGUCUGUCACAUUUAGAGAAAAGAAAGUGAAAAUCCUAUUUCAUAUUUUGCAGCUUGCUAAGUUUAGGUGACACAGCUACUUGAUAAGUUUAGGGGACACAGCUACUUGUUAAGUGAAGAGUUUUGCUUUUAAAAUAAAUAUGCAAGCCGUUUUUUUACAUAAAAAUACACCUUCUUUUUUUUAACUAUUUUAAAUAGUAAAAACAAAAUGAGGGGGGGGGGGUCUUUAAAAAGAAAUGGAGGUGAAUGGAUUUUUUAUGAAUAUUUUUUAUUACAUUUAUGCAAAUGUAUUUUUAUUUCCCAAAAUGUUUUAAAAAAUGAUUCUAUUAUUAAAUGAUGUGUUUUAUGUGUUUUACUAGCUGCUUUAUGAAAUAAAUUUGUGUUUUAAAAAAGAAAUAAUGCAUUUUUUAUGUACAUAAUUUACACAUUUUUGAAUAAUCAAUUUAAUUAAUAAAUGUAUAAGUAGUGUCUAAUUUACCCACAGUAUCUGCCCAGUUAUUGGAGGCAAAGGUUCUUUAGGUAAACAUUAAUGUAUUUCCGUACACUGCAGUAUGUCAUCAUCCAGCCUAACAAUACAAUCCCUAGGGCAAUCUAUUAGUCCUGCUCUCGUCCAUUUUGUGAAGGAAGGAAGGAGAUCGAUCACAGCUUUUGAUAUUAGUGCUGAAAAUAUUAUAAACCUGCCUUUUUAGUUGGUUUUACUGGGUGGACAAUUUCGGGGGCUUCCUUUGAGCUGGUGUUUCCACACAAACUCUCUUUGUAAUCUUGUUUUCUUAAAGAUUAUGACUAGUAUAAGAAUGUGGCCAGGAAUCAUUAGCCUGAUCCUUGUGUUGAAGUCUCUGUUGUUAUCACAUGCCAGAGAAAUGCUGUUUUUUUUAUGUUUUUGUUUAGAUUUGAUAAAUAGCCGUAUUUAACUUUAAUUAAAUUACUUUCGUUGAAUAUUAAAUGAAGUAGCAUUCGGUUUCUGAAAAAUAUCUUUGUUGUAAGCAUUUCUUCUUUUUUUUUCUGUAGUUUGUAUGUUUUGUAGUUUGAAUUUUUCACCCAAAAAUAUUUAAUUCUGUAUUUAAAAAAGUAAUUUUUCAUUUUAAAUCAGUCUGUUGUUGUAAUCUAUUAGAUUCUUAUUGGUCUCUUUAUCUCAUAAGGCCUUAUUUCAACACUAGGUUCACAUUGCCAAUCAUUGAUUUUUGUGACAAAAGAAUAAUUAAUUUUUUUUCUUUUCUAUUCUAUCUGAUUAUUAUUAAUUUAUCUGAAUUUUGGUGGUAAUGACUUAUAAUGUUCCCAAUUUCUUUGAAUGCCUUAUGCAUAUACAAUUUUUCCUCACAAUAUCAUUUUUAAAGAAGGGUGUGUUUAUAUGGAAAUUGAGCAUUCCUUGCUAUUUUUUUUAGAAAGAGUGAUUUCCCUUUAGAAGAUUACAGAUUUCCCUAUUAAAGAUGUAGCCUGUAUUUAGUAAUUUUCUUCUUCAUAAUUAUAGCUGACCACUUCACAGUAUAUUUGGGUUAGUUGGCUGGUCGUGCGUUAUGUGCGCUGGGCUGUUGUUCGGACUUCUCGGUGGUGCCCGCUGCCAUCCCCCGUCGAUCUGUUGUCUCGGACUAUUUCCAGACAGUUUUAUUUCUACACUGAUGACUCAAAAUAAAUUUGUUUUAUCCGAAAGCUGGGGCGGACUGGGUGUCAAAACCGGCCCUGGCAUUUCUAUACAAUCCGGCCCACAAAUUAUAUGCCAUAUGAUGGGUGCCGGUAUGUAAUGUUAUGACAUGAUUAGAAUUUAGUAUUUGUUUCGGGAAAAAGGGGAAAGUUUUACUUGAACGCUCUAAGUGACGCUACAAAGACGCUUCGUGUAGAGCAGUAGAAUAGAUAUACGGAUUUACGGAAAGACAUAGGACGGAUCCCUUUUUAAGUAUUAAAGUAUUCAUGAUUGUUUGAUACUAGCGUCGACUACUAUUUAUUGAUUGUUUGGCAUUUCACCGUUGUUCCUGAUUUGGUUGAAGGUUACCUCAUGAUCAUUGCAUUGAUUACAUUCAACACCGCGGAAGAGCCACAACAGUAAUUAUAUUUAUUUGAAAACCAUUGAGUUCAUGUAUCGAAAACUGGGUUUACGAAAUACGAGUAGGUAUAGAUUAGCUAUAUUCUACAAGUAGGUAUAGAUUAGCUAUAUUAAUAGUUUCAAAAUCAAGGCAUAUAAUAAAAUUAUCUGAAAUUGCUAAAUGAGAAAAGUAUAAGACUUGAAAGAGAAAGUUUCUAAAAGUGGAAAAUAUUGUAUUACCAUAAAUGCCUACAAAAAUGGCCCUACAUAAGCGUAUACGCGUACAUGAUAUUCACAUGCAAGGCUUGUGAGGACUGUGUCCCAAUGAAUGACUCGUAGAACGUCUUUAUCAACAGCUGCAAGAUGAACUUGUCCAAGUGUCCAAAUAACGAUGCUUUUCUACCAAUUCUUUUAACAUGCGUGACUUUCUUUCACAAUCUACUUGGGUACAAGACAUAGAUACAAGCAAUUUUAGCAUCAUUGGCAUGUUCUCCCCUAAUUCGGUUUCACUCCGAGCCAUUGUUUCGGGAUAAUGGACUUACAAAUCUAACUCUUCAUCCUCAAUUCUUUUAUCAGCUCAUCCUACUAUGUCAUGUGCUGCUUUCUUUUUAACUUCUAAAUCUAGUUUCGUAGAAUUGGUUAUACAUAGGCCUACCAUAUUAUAAGUCCACUUAUUUAAAGGUCAUUUAAUAUCCUUAUCGUUAGUUCAAAACGUUCAUAAGGCAAAAGUUGUUAAAUUUAGUUGAUACCAUAGCAAUUCUUUUUGUAUUUAUGUUAAGUCUACAUCUUCAUCCUGGCAUUAGUCUUUUUCGUCGGCUAACGUGGCUUGCUCUCAAGGAAUAAAUGACAUUGUGACCUUUAAUGUGACUCUCAUGCUGAGGUUCAACAAUUUUACUGCAACAUUUGUUGUUGUUUUUUUUAAUUCUUUUUUCUGCUCCUCCUUUGCCCUAAUAUACUCACACAAACCUGAACUGUAUAUCUUUAUAAGAAAUAUAGGCCUAGCCCUUAUUUUGCCUGUUAAUCGCCUAGGGUGUUUAAGGGAUGAAAUCUACUAGAUGCACUGUAUACAGAUGUAGGCUAUUCCUUUAUUUAUGGAAAUGUGUUAGACUAGUAACCUAUUACACUGAAGAAUCUGUACAAGAUUUUUUUUUAACAUGAAACUCAGAGGGUCACUUUUAUUAAUUUUUUUGUACUAUAAAUCUUUAACGAAGUAUUGGCAGCCUUUUCGAUCGCAUUACCGGGCGACCGGGCAUUUGCCCGAAUGCCCAUAGUGCCAGUCCGCCCCUGCCCGAAAAAAAUUGCUAUACAUGGCAAUUAGCUUGCAAGAGGUGUGGGAUUUUGUAACAGAAAGCGAAAUUCCUAUACACACAGGCUACAGUAACUUCAAUAGCUUUUCCCACCAACAGUAUUUUAAAAAGAAAAUUAAUUUUAAAACGGUAUUUUCAAGUAAUCCAUUACAUUCUUAAUAUUUAUGUACUAUUUACUUUAAAAGGUGUAAUUUCAACUCUAUGGUCCACAUUGACAUUAUUUGAUGUCCAUAUGCAUUUUCUCAAUCGUCUAGUAAAAAUUGUAUUUUAGCGGGGAGUGCUCUAGUUUAGUGUUGUGAUAUUCACGUUUUCACAAUGCCUAAAAUAUUGAUAGUUUGCAUGGUUGGUUCAGCCAGAAAUUAAUUAUUGUAUUAUUUAAUUAUGGUUCGAAUGCAAUAAACAGCAAAAAUGUAUUAUAUCAAUUAUUGGCAGCAAAACAUAAUGGCAUUACCAGCAUAUAUGUUUGUUCAACUUUCUGUAUGCUAUAUUUAUUGUGAUAAAAUUAAAAUUUUGUCUUAAUCAA
Messenger RNA from Biomphalaria glabrata, 26420 nucleotides. Its product is annotated as MAGUK p55 subfamily member 7-like. Gene Ontology annotation, cellular component: plasma membrane; cell-cell junction. The record is from RefSeq and is a predicted model, not a curated record. Gene Ontology annotation, molecular function: protein binding. The transcript has 20 exons. NCBI's taxonomy places the organism in Eukaryota, Metazoa, Mollusca, Gastropoda, Planorbidae. The coding region runs from base 313 to 2064 and encodes 583 amino acids.